Oikopleura dioica is the source of this 516-nucleotide messenger RNA. The record is from the annotation of a GenBank genome assembly. Lineage: Eukaryota; Metazoa; Chordata; Appendicularia; Copelata; Oikopleuridae.
AUGCCGUCUCUUCGUUACGCUCUUGAACCUCCCCCAAGGCCGGACCCAUAUUCAGACGAUGACGACGAUGAGCCCACACCUCAGCUGCGAAUCUUCCACAACUACGAUGCUAGAAGACGCGCUUGCGCUGAUGGCGCUGGGCCGAGUCAUGCUUACGUCCCUCCUCCCGAAACGCCCUUUUCUUCGGAAUCUGAAGGCGAAGAUGAAGACGACGAGGAAGGGAUGAACCAACGGCCAACGAAACAGAUACGGGAUUAUUUGUCCAGCAGCUCCGAUGAAGAUGAACUUUCAAUGUCUCCAAUCGCAGCCAAGCGUAAACGAAGCGAUUCAACUGACGAAGAAGAUCUCCCUCCUCCAAAAUCAUCAAGAGAAGAGAUGCUCAGCUCAAGCGAUGAUGAUGUUCCUCUAGGAGAGUUGUGUAGGAAAGAGAAUAGCCCGCUUCAUCGAGAUUCCGCGAAUUCGGAAGUCGAUCAAGCUGAGUUUCAGCCGAUUCAUUCGGACUUAAUCAAGAACUAA